GAGAAAAAAGUUCAUGUAAUUUUUUGCUUUUAGUUUUUUAUUAAGAAGCGCGUAUGAGCAUGGAGAAGCAUAAGGGCAGAGAAAGCUGAACUCCUGGUGAGAAUAACGCCGGAGUUCUGUUUCCAUCGCGGCUUCUAACUUCGCCUCAACGACCCGAAAAUACAAAAAAAAAUCGAGUUAUCGUGCUGUAGAUAUUUCCCGAAGCGAGUAAUACAUUACUUCAACUUCAGCACACUCCCCAAACAUUGCCUGCUCCCCGGAUAACGCUUCAGUGCAUUAUAGAGAGGAGAAAAAUCGAGUGGUGAAGUCUUGAGGAGGGAGCUCCAUGCCGCAGAGGCCCCCCAAGCUCGGCCGCCUCGCUGCCAAGAUCACUCGGGUAUUGCAGGUGUAAAGGCGGUGCAGGUGUUGCACGUGUUGCCAUGGAGGCUGGAGGAGGUCGGGGACGCGGCCGGGGGCGAGGCGUGGCGGCGGGCGAGGACCAUGAAAGGGGAGACUUGCGGCGGCCGCAUGCACCUCCUGAAGGGCCGCCGCCGCCGCAGCCACCGCAGCAACAGCUUGGGGCUCACACGCCACUCCAGACACAGAGCAUCACCGCUGUGGCAGAAUCUCAAGAAGCAAAAGCCAAGAAAACAUUCUUACUCUCGGCUGAUGCCCCAGAAUUUGUUCCACGAACAUUUGUUCAGCCCCCUGCUCAGCAUCAAAUCCAGAUCCCAAAUCCAGCACAGAACAUGCACCACCAUCAUCAGGUGACAAGUCCAGUAGUUCCCCAGCCACAAUUUCACUACACAUGCCACCCAGUUGUUCUACAAGUAAACAACUUGGUUGUACAGCUCACUAUAAAACCUAACAGAUUUGAUCAAAUUGCCCGACAUUUGACAACAAUAUUCACAUGGCAGGUGCAAGAUGCUUUCCUCAUGAAAGAGCUCAUCACUGUAAUAUUUGAGCAGGGUGUGGGUGAGGUGAACUUUAGAUAUAGCGGUGCUAGAUUGUGCCAGCAUCUCUCUAAAAAUGUUACGCAAGCCUACAAUGGGCCGACCUUCAAGAGUGUCUUGCUACAGAGAUGCCAGGAAGAAUUCAACGUGAAAGAUGUUUACUUGCAUUCGGAGCCAGCACGAGUGUGUGGUUUUACGCUAUUCCUCGCAGAGCUUUUCACGCAGCUAAUUUCACCAUCUGACCAAACGCUAGAUAUUCUUCGAGGAGCACUCUGUCAACUUCUCACUACCUUGCUCUCUCAACCAACAGACUCCAAUCUUAAAUGUGUUGCACAGGUUUUAAAGUUCACAGGAAGUAUUAUAGAUGCUAGCAACAGAAAUGAAAUGGACCAGGUAAUGUGCAAUGUGAAGGAUGUUGCCAUGACUGCUCCGGUGAAAGCCUCGACACGUUCUCUUCUGGUGUCUGUCAUAGAAUUAAGAGCUGCUAAUUGGGGUCGUGGGCCACCAUCACCAACACAAUCACCCGUUGGUACACCUGUACAUUCCAAUAUCCCUAUGGGAACAGUCUACUAUGGGCCCGGUGGAGUGAUUCAGAGAGUAGAGGAUGAGCCAGAAGAUUCUGCUAGUGACACAGAUGAUUUUGUUAACUCUGGAUGGUCACCAGCAGUGGAGGAACUGGAAGGAGAUGUGGCUGAGGCAUUUGAAGAGUUUCUUCGACUGCAGCAAUGAGGUUACAUGUCUCUGAGAAGGCUAGAGUGUCCAGUGAAAACAGCCUUAUCCUAUGCCUCGUGAAACUUUAUUAUCAUGGUUGAUAAUAGUCCAUGUUACAUGUGAAAAUCUUGUAUCAAAUUUAGGAAAUACUUGUAACUCAACUUUAAUGUGUAUUGGAAUCUUGUUACUGUACCUGUAGGUUGUUUAAUGCAGUAUAUCACAAAGCUUUUCCUGUGGUUGAGUCAGUAAGCUUAAUACUUGAUAACAAAAAACUCAGUUUGAGUUUUUUCAGUGAGGCCUUUUUUUUUCCUGGUAGACCUCAGCUCCUUUCUUUUAGUUUUCGGUAAUUAUGACAUUAGUCUUGACUUGUUAAGUUUGAGGAACGUUUUAGUUGUUGUAUUUAUCUUUAUGAUUAAUGUGUUUAUAAUGCCUCUGUUAUAUUAACAUCAUAGUUUCACUUUUUGGUGAGUUUAUUAAGCACAUUUUAGCUGCAUUUAGGUUUAAACUUCAGGUUUUUUUAAAUUAAUGUAUCAGAUCAAAUUUUAGGGCAAAUGUGACAUCCUUAGACAUGAAGUUUUCUCCAGAUAUGCAAAUGGCCACGAAGACAAACUUUCCAAGAAAUAAUUUGACCACUUCCAGGUAUUUCUAUUGGAAAAUAAUAUAUCAUCACUUAUUUACUUUAUAUCAAAUUCUGUAGUGUUGUUCUGUAGCCUAUAUUACCUUCAAUAAUUUAUUAUCAUCGUGUAUAUGAACAGUUACACAGAAUUUUGGUAAAUACUCAAGUAAUUUAAAUUUGAUUCUCAUUAACAGUACAUAAUCAUUUAUCGGUACUAAUAAACUUAAAUUUAAUGUUACUCCUGCUCAUUAUCCAUAACUAUUAAGUGGCAGAAUUUGUUGCUCUGUAAAUCAAUUACUGUAGUUACUGCAAGCCUAUUAUAGGAUUUGUUAGAAUUAAAAUCUAUUAGGAGAGUUUGAUAAAGUUUGACGAUGGUUCUGUCUACUAUUAUGAAUCUCCGUAGGGGUUAAUGGCUUGACUUGUUGCUGUGGACCUUUUAUGGGGGCUUUUUAGACUUCUUGUAUGCAGCAAGCAUCUGGUGAAUUUUAUCAACAGCUCAGUUUGUUGCUUCUUACCAUUAUUUUGAAUAUUAACCCGAGCUCUAAUGUAUUAUGGCUUGCUAGCCUCAACUUCUGGUACAAACAUGUCCUGUGGGCUUAUGAUGGAUCAUCUUCUUGUAACUAACAUUUCAUGGUGCAAGAAAUAUUUUUUUUCCUGUU
Procambarus clarkii (red swamp crayfish) is the source of this 2918-nucleotide messenger RNA. RefSeq names its product polyadenylate-binding protein-interacting protein 1. Lineage: Eukaryota; Metazoa; Arthropoda; Malacostraca; Decapoda; Cambaridae. Gene Ontology annotation, biological process: regulation of translational initiation. The record is from RefSeq and is a predicted model, not a curated record. Gene Ontology annotation, molecular function: translation activator activity; protein binding; RNA binding.